AUGGCCACUCAGGUGAUGCUUACCCAGCGCGAACUACUCUCCCUCUCCGCAGAAGUCCGUUCGCAGGUCAGGGAAGCCACGUUGGCGCACCGAUCACCUAACAAAGACGCCAGCAAUGUUCGGACCUUCUACCAAGAUGCCAAUCUACCCUACACCAUCGAUGAUCUCAAACCACCAACUCGACCGACCGUCUCCUCCUUCGUCAAUGUCCUCCACCAGCCUAAAACACCUCUACCUGGCGUGAUCAUCAUCUUUGACAUGUAUGAAACAUAUCUGAAGAAUCUACAGCCCGGUCAGGAAGUUGAAUGCGUCAUUGAUCCGGGUUCACAAGUUAUCGCCAUGUUGGAAGGCAUUUGCAACAAACUGGCGCUCAUCUACGACCCCGAAAUUGUCCUCAAUAUGCAGUCGGCAAAUGGCAAAAUCGACUGA
Molecule: messenger RNA, 429 nt
Organism: Heterobasidion irregulare TC 32-1
Lineage: Eukaryota; Fungi; Basidiomycota; Agaricomycetes; Russulales; Bondarzewiaceae
Exons: 2
Coding region: 1-429 (142 amino acids)
Source: RefSeq, a predicted model, not a curated record